Molecule: messenger RNA, 1137 nt
Organism: Malassezia restricta
Lineage: Eukaryota; Fungi; Basidiomycota; Malasseziomycetes; Malasseziales; Malasseziaceae
Product: cathepsin D
Exons: 1
Coding region: 1-1137 (378 amino acids)
Biological process (GO): proteolysis
Molecular function (GO): aspartic-type endopeptidase activity
Source: RefSeq, a predicted model, not a curated record
AUGCUCCUUCUUCCCCCUGCUUUGGCUCUUCUCGUGGGCGUCUCUUUCGCCUCGGCCUCUCAGAUCACUCUUUCUCACACUGACAGGUCCAACCCGGACUCCUUCCAUGCCGAAAGGCGCUCUCUUCUAAACAAGUACGCCGGCUUCGCAAAGCGUCACUUCAACUCCACCGGCCAACACUUGGACAUCGUCGACUUGCAUUACGCCGACAAACAAAAACGUGCCUCCGGCAAGACCUCUCUUCGUUACAACACCUACUGGACCGGCUCCAUCCUUGUCGGCUCUCCCCCACAACCUGCUCCCGUCGUCUUCGAUACCGGCUCUUCCGACCUCAUCCUCGACAAGUCCUUCUACAACCCUAAAAAGUCUCUCUCCGCCAACAACCUCAACACUCCCUUUGAUUUCUCCUACAUCAAUCUCCAUGUCUACGGCGACAUCUACUCCGACCACGUCGCCAUAGGCGACGUCAAGGCCGACAACGUCCCCAUCGGCCAUGGCAGAGAAGACUUUGACGGUGAUCUGACUGGCGGCAAGUUUGGCCUCUCCUUCUCCACUGCCGAAAACAGUGGCUUCAACGUCAAGCAGGACCCCUUCAUCUGGGCCGCCAAGAAACAGAACCCCAUCCAAUCCAGCUCUUUCCAGUUCACUCUUCGCCGCAGUGGCAAGGCCACCCUCAAUGUCGGCGACGUGGACCACUCCGAGCUCGCUGGUCCCAUCUCCUGGGCUGACAAGAACACCGACAAGUCCUUCUGGCGAACCUCUGUCGAGCUCAACGGAAACAAGAUCGAAAACGCCAUCAUCGACUCCGGCACCAAUGUCAUCACCGGCCCCAACGACCAGGUCAAGGCUGUCCUCGACCAGCUCGAUGGCGUCUGGGUCGAGCAGUCUCCCGACGGCACCUACCAAGGCCGCUACAGCUGCCAGAACCCGCCCAACUUGCACUUCACCGUCGCCGGCCAGACCUUCAAGCUCUCCAGCGAUGCUAUCAACUUUGGCUACGCUGGUGACGAGUGUUUCUUGGCUAUGGGUGGCACCCUCGGCUUGAAUGACUGGAUCCUCGGCUCUCCCUUCAUGGAGCUCGGCUCCGUCAUCUUUAACUAUGACACGCGCCGCAUGGGCUUUGCCAAAGCCCGCUAA